GCGGAAUCAGAAGGUUCGAGUGCCGUCUCGAACAUUCUCUCUUGACUAUAAAGAAAAAGGAAGUAGGGAGAGCUGCGAGGAUCUUAUUCGUUCUCUCUCUUUUGCACGCCAUUACAUAAAGAAAGAAAAGCUCAUCGGUUUCUCAGAUCCACUUCUUCUUUGGUUAAUCUCUAGGGAUUUUCUGAUCGCUUUGUUUGGUCCGAGCCAUGGCUUCGAAGAGGAUUUUGAAAGAGCUUAAGGAUUUGCAGAAGGAUCCUCCUUCUAACUGCAGCGCAGGUCCGGUGGCUGAGGACAUGUUCCAUUGGCAAGCAACUAUCAUGGGACCUCCUGACAGUCCUUAUGCUGGAGGAGUCUUUUUGGUUUCCAUUCACUUUCCUCCGGAUUACCCUUUCAAGCCACCAAAGGUGUCUUUUAAGACAAGGGUGUACCACCCGAACAUCAACAGCAACGGAAGCAUUUGCCUUGAUAUCCUGAAAGAACAGUGGAGUCCUGCUCUUACCAUAUCCAAGGUUUUGCUGUCGAUUUGCUCAUUGCUGACUGACCCGAACCCAGAUGAUCCUCUUGUGCCAGAGAUUGCUCACAUGUACAAGACGGAUAAGACCAAGUACGAGUCAACUGCUCGAAGCUGGACACAGAAGUACGCCAUGGGAUGAUGAAGACUCAAGUUGUGGUCGAAGACAAGCAAAACCAUAACGUUAUUUCUCAUCUAAGUAUAUUGAACUCCAUUUGUUGGCUUUUUAGUAAACGCUAUUAUGUGAUGAUAAUCGAGCAACUUAUAUGCUCUUACUCCUCUGUUCUGCUGAUAUCACUAUUAUUUUACCCUAUUUACGGUUUUAAUCCAUCGAAUUGCCUCAUCA
Brassica napus (rape) is the source of this 857-nucleotide messenger RNA. Its product is annotated as ubiquitin-conjugating enzyme E2 11. The coding region runs from base 207 to 653 and encodes 148 amino acids. Gene Ontology annotation, molecular function: ubiquitin conjugating enzyme activity. The transcript is spliced from 5 exons. The record is from RefSeq and is a predicted model, not a curated record. Lineage: Eukaryota; Viridiplantae; Streptophyta; Magnoliopsida; Brassicales; Brassicaceae. Gene Ontology annotation, cellular component: nucleus. Gene Ontology annotation, biological process: protein polyubiquitination.